AUGCCGCAGGCGAUGUUCCCCGGAUUUGACGACCUCUACUGCAAGUUCUGCUUUGUCUACGGCCAAGACUGGGUUCCCACAGCGGGUCUGGAGGAGGGCAUCUCCCAGAUCACCUCCAAGAGCGACGUCGCGCCCACCACGCUCGUCUGGAACUUCCCCAUCGACAUUACCUUCAAGAGCACCAACCCGUCCGGCUGGCCGCAGAUUGUAGUGAGCGUCUACGGACCCGACUUUUUUGGAAAUGAUGUGGUCAGAGGUUAUGGAGCUGUUCACGUUCCCUUCACACCCGGAAGGCAUACAAGAACCAUCGCUAUGUUUGUUCCAGAGUCCACGUCUAGGCUGCAGAAGUUUACAAGCUGGUUCACAGGGAGACGUCCAGAAUUUACUGACCCCAGAGUGGUAGCACAGGGAGAAGGAAGAGAAGUAACGAGGGUGCGGUCUCAAGGCUUUGUGACCAUCUCCUUCAACGUAGUGACCAAAGAUAUGAAGAAGUUGGGCUACGACGUGAGCCCGAGCGACAUGCAGAACCCUUCUCUGGUGCCUGUUACGGAAGGGAUUCAUAAGUAUUGAACUCGGGCGUGAGACGUUCAAAGGCUCACAGGCAAGUUAAGCGCUUUGGGGCUUUUUGUGGCAGAGGGAAGUGAGUAUCUGACUAAACUGAGAAGAUGUCACUUGAGACCGUUAUUCAUUCCAAAAGCAACACAAGCCCACGAGGCUUUGGAAUAAUUACCCGAGUAUAAUCCUUUCAGUAAGCAUACAGGUUGAAGGAUUCUGUAAAUUAAUGUCAUCGGAUAAUAUUUAGCAUUUUUAUGAGUAAUACCAGACUAUCUC
This is a messenger RNA of Pygoscelis adeliae (Adelie penguin), 831 nucleotides long. It is a transcript of the gene B9D1, whose product is annotated as B9 protein domain 1. The record is from RefSeq and is a predicted model, not a curated record. Lineage: Eukaryota; Metazoa; Chordata; Aves; Sphenisciformes; Spheniscidae. Gene Ontology annotation, cellular component: MKS complex. Gene Ontology annotation, biological process: cilium assembly. The coding region runs from base 1 to 570 and encodes 189 amino acids. The transcript is spliced from 7 exons.